UUGAAGUACUCUCCGUAUCGCGUGUCAUUACACCCGAGUCAUCAUUUUAUUCGAAUAAAUUCACCCGGCGAGCAAAGUGACGCGCGUACGUCCAAGAUAUCACGUUGAUAAAUUGUCGAGUGUUAAGGCGCGAUGGUGCCGCGCGCACGGUGACUGAAUCGACUCACGCGGUCCCGGUCAGUUCCGUGCAUUCAAUAUGGCAGGUCGAGGUGGUUACGACGAUUCAAGAGAUUAUCCAACUCAUCGAAGUAGAAAACCUUUACCAACUGAACCACCAUAUACUGCGUAUGUGGGAAAUUUGCCGAAUGGAAUUGUACAAGGCGACGUUGACAAAAUCUUUGAGAAGCUUAAUGUCAAAGUCAUCAGAUUGGUUAAAGACAGGGAUACUGACAAAUUUAAGGGCUUCUGCUAUGUCGAGUUUGAAGACUUGGCUGAUCUGGAGGCAGCAUUGGAAAUGGACGGAGCGGUAGAAGUAGACAAGUGUUUGAUCAAGAUCGAUGUAGCAGAAGGAAAAAGAAAUGACCGUGGCGGUGGCUUUGAUAGGAGAGGUCGUGGGGGCAGCAGCAGUGGAAGUGGAUUCAAAGGACGAGAUUCCGGCCGUAGUGGAUACGGCGACGAUUUUGAUAGUAAAUCCUCAUAUUCAAGAUACAGUGAUAGAGGCCCCCAUGGAGGUAGUAGGCAAGGUAACGAUAGAUGGGAUUCUAGAAGUAAUAGAGGCAAUUACGGCCAAUUCAACGACGACACAGGUGGAAAUCGUGAUUGGUCGCGAAGUACGUCUAGUAGGUCGUACACUAAUAAACCUCCACUUCGGGGAAGUGGUUCAGACCGAAAACCCUUCCCAGAUGACCCUUACAAAGAUGCUCCUCCCCCAGACACUACUGGAAGAAAACGUUUGGAGCUCCAGCCAAGGACUGUUAAAGAGCCUGUGAAUUCAAUUGCGGAAUCAAGUAAAACAAGUUCCAUUUACGGAGGUGCAAAGCCUCGAGAAGAAAAAUUGAAAAUGCAGCUGGACAAGUAAAAUUAACGAUAUCAUCAAUAGUCUCAGAUUUCCCCGAGGAAAUUGGAGAAAGAAACAUUGUUGACACAAAAUUUUAAAA
Messenger RNA from Trachymyrmex cornetzi, 1097 nucleotides. RefSeq names its product eukaryotic translation initiation factor 4H1 (gene eIF4H1). The coding region runs from base 197 to 1018 and encodes 273 amino acids. The record is from RefSeq and is a predicted model, not a curated record. Gene Ontology annotation, molecular function: RNA binding. The transcript has 5 exons. NCBI's taxonomy places the organism in Eukaryota, Metazoa, Arthropoda, Insecta, Hymenoptera, Formicidae.